Molecule: messenger RNA, 2388 nt
Organism: Maudiozyma saulgeensis
Lineage: Eukaryota; Fungi; Ascomycota; Saccharomycetes; Saccharomycetales; Saccharomycetaceae
Source: the annotation of a GenBank genome assembly
AUGGAGAGAACUAGUAAUUCAAGAAGGUCACAAAAUGAUGGAACUGAGUUAAUUAGUAAUAGAGAAAGUUGUGAUUUCAGUAAUUUUGAUAUAGUCUCAGAUUCAACUGUUGAUUCAAUAAUUACCAAUUCGACUGAUAGUACUAUAUCAUCACAUAAUAAUAUAACGUCUCAUCAUUUAGAAAAAAAAAAAAGUUGGUCAAAAAUUUUCGUUUUAUCUUAUAGUACAUUAGGUUCAAUUUAUGGGGAUAUUGGCACUUCACCACUUUAUACCCUUUCAACUAUUUUUGCUAAAAAUAAAUCUCCAACAAGAAAAGAGGUUACAGGUGUAAUAUCUUUAAUAUUUUGGUGUUUCACUUUAUUAGUAAUUGUUAAAUAUGCUUUUAUCGUUCUAAGAUUAGGUCCUAACAAUGGUGAAGGUGGACAAGUGGCAAUAUAUUGUAAAAUUUCUAAUAUUUUACAUACAGGUCCGAUUGGAGUUAAUUUCAAAGACGAAGAUGAUAAUAAUGAAAAUUUAUUAUCUCUAAGUAGAACAGAAACAAGAGGAAGUUUUGUCAGUACAGAGUCAUUCUUUCAAUCAAAAAAUUUUGGUUUAUUGAAAAAUAAAAAAUUUAAAAAGUUUUUUGCUACUUUCACUUUAGGGUUAUGCUUUCUUGGUGGUGCUUUAGUCAUUUCAGAUGGGUUAUUAACUCCAACAACAUCUGUGUUAAGUGCUAUUGAAGGUAUUGGUUUAGUGGUUCCAUCAUUCGAUAAUAAGAUUAUGCCUGUAUCUGUUUGUAUAUUAAUUGUGUUAUUUGCAGUACAACCAUUAGGUUCCCAAUAUAUUUCAUUAGCCUUUUCGCCAAUUAUGUUAACUUGGUUUGUUACUAUAUUCGUUAUCGGCUGUAUAAAUAUAUCAAAACAUCCAAGUGUAUUCAAGGCUUUAAAUCCUGCUGAAGCUAUAUAUUAUCUUCGUGAUCAUCGUUCAAUCGACGUCUUGGGUUCAGUUAUGUUAUCGUUAACAGGAUGCGAAGCAAUGUUUGCAGAUGUUGGUCAUUUCUCAGCAUUAUCUGUCACUUUGGCAUUAUGUUUUGUUGUAUAUCCAUCUUUGAUGUUAAUGUACCUUGGUCAGGGUGCUUACCUAUAUGAUCAUCCAGAAUCAAUUUCGAGUGUUUUUUUCUUGUCUAUUCCAGGUGGUAAUACAACUGGGUUUUAUUGGUUUGUAUUUAUUUUUGCAACAUUGGCAACCAUUAUUGCAUCUCAGGCGUUAAUCCUUGGUGUCUUUUCAAUUAUUAAACAAAUGAUCCAAAUUGAUUGUUUCCCACAUUUUAAAGUCUCAUAUAAAUCAGCAAAGAGUUCGGGUACUAUAUUCAUACCUUCCAUUAAUUUUUUACUUAUGAUUUGUGUCGUCUUAACGUGCGUCGGUUUUAGAAAAUCGUCUAAUGUUACUGCUGCUUAUGGUUUAGGAGUCUCGAUAGAUUUCCUUUUGACUACAGUCUUCAUUUCAUUAUGCAUGCUAACUUAUUAUAAAGUUCAUUGGCUGGUAGUUUUAUUCUUUUUCCUGACCUUUGGAUCAUUAGAAAUGUGUUUGAUAAUAUCAAACUGCGUUAAAAUACCACAUGGCGCUUGGUUUACUAUAAUGGUAACUGCCAUAAUGUUUUCCUUCUUUGUAUUUUGGAGAUGGUGUCGUGUAAUAAAGAUAAAACAAGAACGUAGAGACCGUAAAAGAUUACAAGACAUUUUAUCAAAAUCGGAGACUAAUAAUGAUCCUUCUUUCAUGUUAGGUGAACGGAUUGGACAUACAGAUACGAAUGCAGUAUUUGUAAAACCUUACCUUAAUAAAUUAAAUCGAUAUCCAGGUGUUGCUGUUAUGUAUUCAGAGUUAUCUUCAUUGGUUAAUUCAAACAGUACAGUCCCCGGGUUAUUUGGAGAUAUCUGCAGAAAUUUCCCAUCUUUACCUGAAUGUUUCAUUUUUGUUGCCGUAAGGACUGCCAAAGUACCAUUUAUUCCACUUGAGGAACGUGUUCUAAUUCAAAAAAUUAAUCAUUUCAAAGGAUUUUAUAAGUGCAUUAUUCGUAUUGGGUUCAUGGAUACUAUAACAAUGGAUACACAUUUAAAGGUACAAAUAAUAAGUAAAAUAAAAUUACAAGGUAUCUCGAAUAGCGAGAAGGAUAAUCCUAUAAGAUUUAUUCAAAUAUUUGGUAAAGAGACAAUUAGAUCUGAAAAUCAUGUCGAGAAAGUUAAAUUAAAGAAUAUGUUCCCUUGGAUGUGGCGUGAAAUAAGAGGUUUUGUUAUUGAAUGGAUCUUUUUCCCAUUGAACGAACUUCAAUCAAAAGCGGUAAGUAUUGCGUCAAAGAAAAAUAAUAGUAAUGAUGAUAUACUGUUUAUAGGAAAAGAGGUUGAAAUUUAA